This is a messenger RNA of Cynara cardunculus var. scolymus (artichoke), 1572 nucleotides long. RefSeq names its product protein HOTHEAD-like. Bases 22 to 1557 code for a protein of 511 amino acids. NCBI's taxonomy places the organism in Eukaryota, Viridiplantae, Streptophyta, Magnoliopsida, Asterales, Asteraceae. The transcript has 4 exons. Gene Ontology annotation, molecular function: flavin adenine dinucleotide binding; oxidoreductase activity, acting on CH-OH group of donors. The record is from RefSeq and is a predicted model, not a curated record.
ACAGCUCCGAACUACACCUUCAUGCACGAAGCAACAAUAGCUCCAAAGAUUUCGUUCUACGACUACAUAGUCAUCGGCGGAGGCGCUGCCGGAAUUCCAAUCGCUGCCACCAUCUCUGAAAACUACUCAGUUCUACUCCUUGAACGUGGUGGCUCACCUUACGGGAAUCCCAACAUCACCAACUUAGCCAACUUUGGCACCUACUUUUCCGACACCUCAUCGGACUCCCCUUCUCAACAGUUUAUUUCCGGCGACGGCGUUGUAAACGCACGGCCACGUGUCUUGGGUGGCGGUACUUCAAUUAAUGCAGGUUUCUAUUCUCAUGGUGAGGCAAGAUUCAUAAAAGAGGCUAAGCUAAAGGAUGAGAAGUUGAUCAACGAGUCGUACCGAUGGGUGGAAAAGGUGAUGGUUUUUGAGCCGGUUGUGACGAGGUGGCAGUCGGCGUUAGGAGGGGCGCUUGUCGAAGCCGGAGUGGCACCGGAAAAUGGGUUUUCAUAUGAUCACAUCAAGGGGACUAAAGUAGGUGGUACCAUUUUUGACCAAAAUGGCCACCGGCAUACUGCAGCGGAUUUGCUACAGUAUGCAAAUCCCAAGGGGUUGUUUCUUUUUCUACACGCAACUGUUCACAAAAUCUUGUUCAAAACCAAAGGAAGAUCAAGACCAAUGGCUUAUGGAGUAGUCUAUGAAGAUGCAUUGGGCAUAAAACAUAGGGCAUACUUAAAAGGAGGACAAAACGAUGAAAUCAUACUAUCUGCCGGUGCCCUUGGAAGUCCACAACUUCUAAUAUUGAGCGGCAUAGGUCCAAAGGACCAACUUCGUGCCCACAACAUCAAGCGUGUGCUUCACAACCCUUUAAUUGGUCAAGGUAUGGCCGAUAACCCGUUAAGCGCAAUCUUCGUCCCUUCUCCGAUCCUUGUCGAACCAUCCUUGGUUCAGGUUGUUGGUGUUACUCGGUCCGGCAGCUAUAUUGAGGCAGCCGGGGGCAUUAAUUUGAUUGGCGGAAGUCCUUCCGACUAUCAGGGUUAUUCCUUCAAGAUGGGCGGGUUCAUAUUCGAGAAAGUCAACGGCCCACACUCCAUGGGCUAUCUAAAGCUUCAAAAUAGUAAUCCAGCCGACAACCCAUCAGUAACAUUCAACUACUUUAAAGAGCCUAAAGACUUGCGAAAAUGCGUUGACGGGAUUAAAACCAUCCUAACAACAAUCAAAUCAAAAGCAUUCUCGAAAUUCAAAUACGCAAAUAUGACGGUCCAAGAUAUUCUCGACCUUAACGUGAAAAUGCCGACCAACUUGCCAGUACAUGCCAAUACGAGCUCAUCACUAGAACAAUACUGUAAAGACACUGUAAAGACGAUAUGGCAUUAUCAUGGAGGGUGUCAGAUGGACAAGGUAGUCGACGACGAGUAUAAGAUUCAUGGUGUAGAUGCACUUCGAGUCAUUGAUGGAUCAACUUUAACCAACUCUCCUGGAACGAAUCCUCAAGCGAGCAUUUUAAUGCUUGGAAGGUACAUGGGAGUUACCAUACUAAAAAAAAGACUUGCAAGUGACAAAUCGAAAUGAUUUUCAAAACUGUAG